AUAGAGGGUUUGGGAAGGAGAUUGAAUAUCCUUCCGCGUCAGCCCAAAAAUCAGCCUUUAUUUGAGCAGAACAGAGAAUUUGUGAAGUCUUUUUCUGCUGUCAUGCCGUUCCAGCCUGGUAAUGGAGUUUUCCUUGAUUGUUGCAAUCGAUUGCUUCUAUAUCAAGUGAUGUCAGCCUGUCAGUACUACAUAUGUAGCCCUGCAUCCAAACAAGUGGUUCAGAUCCCCCGAGACAGUACACACGAGAGAUCUCGUUAUGCAGCUUUAGCUUUCCAUCCUCUUGAGUCUCCUCAUUACAGGGUUGUGCGCUUUAAUCAUUGGCCUAAUUACCCUGAAUCUGACACGGUGACUCUUGAUUUAUUUUCUUUAGAGAGUGGGAAGUGGCUUAGUCAUCUAAUGCCUAUGGAAACAACAGUUAAAGUUGAUCUAUGGAUCAAGUGCUGUGUUUAUUUGAAUGGUGUGUUAUACCGCUCAUCUCACUCAAAACAUCUUUUACAUUUUGACCUCAAUGAAAUGAAUGCUCUUGCUACUGAACUUCCAAAUAUGGGUACAGCAGAUGUCUGGGGGUUUAUUGGUGUCUCCAGAGGCUGUUUAUAUUAUUCAAAUCAGGAUGACUCAACAUUGUUUGUUUGGGCACUUGAGGUCCAACACAAAGUGAGCAGAUGGAUAUUGAAGCACACCAUCCACAUAAAUGAUUUUGUCAAAGAUUGCUCUGGUGGAAUAUGGUGUCUUAUUAAUAACAAUUCAUGGCCUAAGCCAUAAGCAUUGGAUCCAAAUUUUGAAGCCAUUUUCUUCAGGUUUACCAAUGGAGUUUUUAGGUAUAAUCCUGAGGACAAGACGUUGGAAUUGGUUUAUUCUAUGAGGCCAGACAAAGUAAUUCUCUUUGGUUAUUAUGCUCUGUUUACAUAUACACCAUCCCCGGUGAUUUUGAAAGACUUUAGGCACAUUGCAUUUUCGGCCAUGGGGUAAGUUGCACCAUUCAUCAAAAUUCAAAUUUUUUUUUCCUUUUUUGCUCGUAACUUAUAUGUUUUAUUAUUGCAAAUUUAAAAUUAAUGGCUUCAUGAUCUUGUACCGUGACCCUUUUUCCCCCUUUUAUAUAUUGUUUUAAGUUCUAGUCUUUAGUUGUUUUGUUUUCAUUUUGUAUAUAUUACAUGUUUGGAUUGUCUUAUCAAUUGUUUGUAAGAAAUAAUUGUGGUUGCA
Messenger RNA from Rubroshorea leprosula, 1200 nucleotides. The record is from the annotation of a GenBank genome assembly. Lineage: Eukaryota; Viridiplantae; Streptophyta; Magnoliopsida; Malvales; Dipterocarpaceae.